AUGGGUGCUACUAACUCAAGAGCUGAAAAGAAUGAAGCUUUAUGUAUGUGUAAAGAAAGAAAACGGUUCAUCAAGGUGGCUAUUGAUUCUAGAUAUGAUUUAGCUGCUUCGCAUGUUUCUUACAUUCAAUCUCUUAGAAAUGUUGGUAUAGCUUUAAGAAGAUAUGCUGAAGCUGAGGUGCUUGUAGAGUCUUCUUUGUCGAUUUCUGAUAAAACCCCUUCUCAAACUAGUUACCCUUCUCCUUCAUCGCCGUUGAAUGUUGCUGAGGUUGAGGCUUCAGAUUCACCUUUGCAUAAUGAAAGUCCUUUUUCAACACCUGCUCCUUCUCUUAGUUACAUGAGAUCAAGUGGUAGUGGUUCUGUUACUGUUACAAUUGAUGCUUUUGGUAACAAGUACUUGGAUGAUGAAUCCAAUGUGGUUUCUUCUAUGCCUCCACCUCCUCCUCCACCUGAGUUAGGUGCAUCUUGGGAUUUCUUUGAUCCUGGUGAGGAUAGUGAGAGCUUUAGGUUUGUUGUGAAUGGUAGUGAGUUUAGAGAUUGCAAGGAUCAGUGGUUUCAACCUGGUUCAGAUGAUCAUUUGGUUGUUUCAAGGGGAGUCGAAGGUUGUGAACAAUUGAUUGAUGGAAAUGUGAGACAGUUAGAGGUGGUAACGGCACCAGGUAGCGCUGAUGAAGACAUAAAUCUUGAUGUGGCUGAAAAGGGUGGUGUUGGAAAAUCAUGUUCAAAGAAGGAGAAGAAGCAGAUGGAUGAGAACAAUGUGUGCACAGAAAGAGAGGAUCCUUCAGAGUUCAUCACUCAUAGAGCCAAAGAUUUUCUCUCCAGCAUAAAGGAUAUAGAGCAUAGGUUCAUUCGAGCUUCGGAAUCUGGUAGAGAUGUUUCAAGGCUGUUAGAGGCAAACAAAAUCAAAGUUGGAUUUUCUGAGGCAAAAGGGAAGUCAUCUACAAUGGCUUUGAUCACAUCCAUCCAGCCCGUUUGUUGCCGCAGAAAGACAUCACCUGUUUUCCAAGAACCUGUACAAAAAAUCAUAAGUUGGAAAAGGACAACAUCUUUUCAAUCAUCCUCAUCCAGGAACCCUUUGGCUUCAAGAUCAAGGGAAGAUAUUGAUGAUAGUGGUAGUGAUUUUGUUGAAGAAUUCUGCAUGAUUGCUGGAAGUCAUUCAUCCACCCUUGAUAGACUGUAUGCAUGGGAGCGAAAACUCUAUGAUGAAGUAAAGGCUAGUGAAUCCAUCAGGAAGGUCUAUGAUCGGAAAUGUCACCAGCUCAGGCAUCAAUUUGCAAAAGACCAAGGCACUCAUGUGAUAGACAAGACCAGGGCAGUUGUGAAGGAUUUGCAUUCGCGGAUAAGAGUGGCUAUUUAUUCAGUUGAUUCAAUAUCCAAAAGAAUUGAAAAAAUGAGGGAUGAAGAGUUGUAUCCACAACUUCUGGAAUUAACAGAAGGAUUGGUCAAGAUGUGGAAGGCUAUGCUUGAAUGUCAUCAUGCACAAUACAUCACCAUCUCCUUGGCAUAUCAUUCAAGGAACACAACAGGAACCUUGCAAGGAGAUGCACGCAGAGAAAUAAUGACUCGUCUGCUAGAAGAAAUUGAGUUAUUUGGUCUGAGUUUUGCAAACUGGAUUAACAGCCACACCUCAUACGUGGAAGCUCUCAAUGGAUGGUUGCAACAUUGUAUACUUCAACCGAGGGAGCGUUCCAGGAACAGAAGACCGUUCUCCCCUCGCAGAGCUUUGGCUCCGCCUAUAUUUGUUCUCUGUCGGGAUUGGUGUGCUGGGAUCAAUGCUUUACCCUCUGAGGAACUUAGUGAUGCAAUAAGAAACUUUUUAUCGGAUCUUCACAGUUUGAUGGAGCAGCAACACGAUGAUGAACUUCUUAAGAAGCAGGAUUCAGCUAAUGCAAGCACCCCAGAAAGUGAGAUCAAAACAAAUGAAGACAAUGGAGGUGAAUCUGCGGAUUUGUGUUGCAUACAUGCAAGUUUAACCAAGGUUCUUGAUCGGCUGACCAAAUAUUCUGAAGCAUCAUUGAAGAUGUAUGAGGAUAUCAGGCAGAAAAGCGAAGUGGCUCGAACAGCUUAUUAUAAUUGCAGAACUAUCAGGGGUGAAAAAUGUUAA
Molecule: messenger RNA, 2103 nt
Organism: Lathyrus sativus (Indian pea)
Lineage: Eukaryota; Viridiplantae; Streptophyta; Magnoliopsida; Fabales; Fabaceae
Source: the annotation of a GenBank genome assembly